AUGGGGCGGCUAUGGGUUCUGCUACGGGGAGCGCGUAACGCCCUUAACGCCCCACAGCUGGCUCCGGCUUGGGAUCCUAAGGAAAGGGGAAGCCUCUUCUCCCGUGCGCUCCGGCAAGGCGUGGCCGCGCUCCGCCUUCGCCUCCUUCCCGGCGGGGCUCCUUUUCUUCUCGCCCGGCGGCAGCCCCGCCUCGGCGCAACCUGGGUGCGAGAGCCCCGCGGCGGCGCAAGGCACCCGGGCGGCCGCUGCUUUCCCACGAUCGAGCGACCGUUCCGGGAAGGCCGGCCUCCGAGGGCGGGCCGGGACGAGGGCAGGGUCCCGCCGGCUAAAUCCCCACCCCCGGCUUCAGGGAGGCGCAGAGGAGCGCCCGAGGCAGGCGGCAACCGAGGAGGAACCGAGGCGUCCGGGUGGCGCACAGCCCGGCCGAGCGGAGCGCAAAGAUGGGGGGGCCCGNNNCAGGCCACGCUGCUGGCAGCCUCCAUCCUGAGUUCCUGCUUCCUGUUGAGUCAAGGCCAGUCUGGAACUAUACCGGUCACAGUUGACCCACCAAUGCCAAGAGAAGGAGGCACUGUCAUGUUGAAACCAGGAAGCGUCCCAGAAAAUUCUGUUGGCUGCCGUUGGCACCGAGGAGCAGCUGCUGAUGAAAACCUUAUCAUUGCCUUAUUCUUUUUCCCAAGUCCUGGGGGGGUUACAAAGGGACCUGCAUACACUGGGCGGGAGACGGUGGACUCCAGCUGCUCUCUUCAGAUCACAGACCUAAAGUCAAAUUACUCUGGAACCUAUAGAUUGUCCUUUGAUGGACCUGGAAUUACUGCAACUGGGAGUGCAAACAUCACGGUCAUAGGUCUGUUGAUUGUAGCCGUAGCUGCCUCCUUCUUUUUCGGCCUCUUUCAUGCAUGUAGGAUCUUUACCCGGACAUUGCCCGACAAUAACGUUUUGUCUUUUCCUCCUGUAGAGGAACUGUUCACGCCCUUCGUGUCUGUCUCCCCAAGCCCUUUCCCCAGGGAGCUUAUUGACCAUGUUGAACUAACCUGUAACACCGUCAACUCUGAACUUGCAAUAGUCAGCUGGUUAUGGGAUGGAGAGCCUCUUGGGAGUAGCUCCCAUAUCCAGCUGUCGGACAAUAACCGGGUUCUUACCAUCCAGCCGGUAUUCCGCAAUGAUACUGGGGAGUAUCAGUGUGAAGUGUCUUAUCUGUCCAGCAAUGAAACGAGUGACAAAAUAUUCAUUCCCGUCAUCUUUGGACCCGAUGAGCCUGUAAUUGAGCCAAAAACGAACAUUUAUUACGAACACUCAGACAUCAGGCUCUCCUGCAAAGCGAACGCCUUUCCUGACCCAACAUAUAUGUGGUUUCUCAACGGGAGAAGCCAUAGCAGUGGAAGUGAUCUGCUUAUCCGAGAUGUUACUUGGCAGGAGUCUGGGAAUUAUACCUGUCAAGCAACACACGUACUUACUCACAAGAUGGCAAAUGCCUCCUUGGAGAUUCAGGUGCUGGGUAAUGUAUAUAAUGUCACCAUCACUGGCCCAUUUUAUGUGGAAGAAAACCAGGAGGUCACUUUGACCUGCCAUUCUGAAGGCACCGAUGUGUCUUACUACUGGCUUAAGGGAAACCAGUCCAUCCAAGCAACAGAAAGUGUCUUUCUGGAGAACAACACGCUGACGCUGAACCCCACCACCAGGGAUGAUGCGGCCAACUAUACGUGCUAUGGGAACAACAGCUUCUCUUCCAACAUCAGUGAGCCUCACUGGCUGGAAAUCUUCUGGGCCCUGAAUUAUUUAGUUUUGCACUGUCCUGCUCUGGGUGGAAGCAGUGGUACCCCACAAGAAGAAACAUGGAGCUCCUUCUACGAUUUUUCUGUCCCUACAGGCAGUGUCAAUACCAUUACCAUCACUGGUCCAUCAUAUGUGGUAGAGAACCAGGAGGUCACUUUGACCUGCCAUUCUGAAGGCACCGAUGUGUCUUACUACUGGCUUAAGGGAAACCAGUCCAUCCAAGCAGCAGAAGGUGUCUUUCUGGAGAGCAACACGCUGACGCUGAACCCCACCACCAGGGAUGAUGCGGCCAACUAUACGUGCUACGGGUACAACAGCUUCUCUUCCAACUCCAGUGAGCCUCACUGGCUGGAAGUCUUCUAUGGGCCUGAUGAACCCUUAAUUGAACCCAAUAGGAGUGUUUAUCAAGAGUUUGAGACCCUUAAGCUCUCUUGCUCUGCCAGCUCCAACCCACCUGCCAAUUAUUCUUGGUAUCACAACGGACAGCCACUGGAACACGGGAACACGUCUCAACUCGAGAUCCCAUCUCUUUCUCUGAGCGAUGGUGGCAAUUAUACCUGCAAUGCCACCAAUAAUUACACAGGCCUUUUCAAUGACACCAGCCUGGAGAUCAGCAUCCUGGAAUCCGUCACUAAUGUCACAAUCACCAGUGACCCCAUCAAGGUCUUCGAGAACAAUAAGACGGUUCUGACUUGCACCUCGGCAGGCACCUCUGUUUCCUACUUUUGGUUAAAAGGGAGCCAGAGUUUGGAGGCUGAUGGACACAUCUCCAUGACCAACAACAGUCAGGUCCUUACCUUCAAUCCAGUGAGCCGGAAUGACUCAGACAACUAUACCUGCUAUGGGAAUAACACUUUCUCUAGUAACCACGCCAGCUAUGAACUGAAUGUUUUCUAUGGGCCUGAUGAUCUUGUAAUCAGCCCUGAUAACCUUUACCAUGAGAAGGGCUCCAACCUCAAUCUCAUCUGUAAAGCUGACUCCAACCCACCUGCAAACUACACAUGGUCCAUUCAGGAGUCUGUGCAGCAAAUCGGGAGCACCCUCUCCCUCAUUAAUCUGUCAUUUAAUGACACUGGGAAUUAUACCUGUGAGGCUUUCAACAAUGAGACUGGCUUGAACAGCUUUAAAGUCGUGGAGAUCAAGGUUCUGGAAAAGCUCUCCCAGCCAAUCCUGUCGCCUGUGAAUUAUGUGGCACUCGAGAACGAGAACAUCAUCUUGUAUUGUAACAUAUCCAGCAGCACCGCUUUCAGCAUUUCCUGGUUCAGGAAUGAUGGGCCUGUGUCACCAGAGGCAGACAUUUCUGAAAAUAAGAAAAACCUUACUCUACGUAACUUCACCAGUGCCGAUGCAGGGAUCUAUACAUGUGUGGCCAGCAACCAGAUCAGCAGUGAAACGAGCAACCCCAGCAGCAUAACCUUGGCAUAUGGGCCUGUGGACAUUAAAGUGGAGCCAGCAGGUGUCAUAACCCUGAAACUAGCUUCCAAGUUGGAUCUGCUGUGUACGGCGGACUCCAACCCUGCAGCAGAGUUUCAGUGGUUUAUCAAUGGUACUGUCCAGAGUGUGACGAAUAACAGAUUCAGUGUUGACUCGGUGGCCUGGAAAGAUGGAGGGAAUUACACUUGUCAGGCCAACAACACCGUCACCAAAAACCAUGUCUCGACGUCUGUCAUUGUGAAGGUGGCAAACCAGGAUGCGCCUGGUGGCGGCGGCGGUGGCCUCUCUGGCGGAGCGAUUGCAGGGAUCGUCAUAGGCUGCCUGGCGGCCGUAAUACUCAUUGUAGGUGUGCUGUAUUACGUAUGCACCAAAACCUCGUUGGGGAGGACGGAGCACCACAUAUCCAAUGGAAACGUUCCCUCUGCACCCGGCCACAACCAGGGCGUUACUGACACCAAGCCCAGAUCGGGUGAAGAGGACAUACAAUAUACAACAUUAGCCUUCAAUGCCAAAACCCCUCCUCAGCCAGCCUCAGGGGAUGCUCAACCUUCGGACGGCACUAUAAUUUACUCUGAAAUCAAGAAGAAAUGAUCAGGGAUCCAGGACCUCCUUCCUUAACGUCUCUUUCCUGUUUUCCUUGCCCAGGAUUCUCACAGGCAAGGCAGUUUAAAACAAAAAAACAAGAACUGUUGCUUGUUUGGAGGAGCAAGAAAUGAGACGGUCCUUCCCUCACACAAGUAAUUCAGAUUCCACCUAUGCCCUUUUCCCUCACUUCAUGCCUGGCCACCUGGUAUAAUAACCAGGUUGGCAACGACACCAGGCGAUCAAAGGGGAGGCCUUCGGUUCAUCCUGGUGUGCGCGCCAAUUGAGACGGUUUGUGCCUCAGAAGUGGGUGGGGGGAAAACCUAGCAACAUAUAUUUAUAUUUCCAUUCUUCUUCCGGCAACCCUGUCCUAUCCCUUCCCCAACUGGCACAGUUGCUUUUAUUGCAUAAACCCUGGACGGCCAAAUUUCCCUUCUUUGAGGUGUCUCCUGAGCCCUGUGUUGCCAGGUAGCUGCCUUUCCUGCGUCCACAUCCCGGCUCCCCGUUGGGGAAACUUGAAUGCGCAGCACCAGGGCAACUGCAAACUCAAUACCUGGGGGAGGAAAUCAAGCCGGCCUUCUGGAUCUGCAAUGAACAGACCGGCCAAGUUUUUGCCUUCCCAUCUGGCUUCAGAUCUGAGCAGGACUUAGAUUGGGGGCGUGGGGAAGAGGGAGUUACGUUUUUGGCCAUUCCUAUGUGCUCUUUCCUGCUUAGCUAUGCUUAUGUCAAUGUGCGGAUCUAAGAUCACUCCACAGGUGAACCCCUGGGGUCAAUGGCUCAGGGGUAGGUGCAGAGGAAAAAAGGGCAAGGCAGGGUGGCUAAGAGCCACCCUAAUUGUUUCUCCUGUGCUAGGCAUGGCCAGUGCUUCCUGCUCUCUCCAGAUUCAUCCACACCAUUUUUGAUUCACAGCCAGAUGGCCAAAGCCGCAACAUGAUGUACUGCGAUGCAAACCCCAUCAAACUGGUUUGGUCAAAUCCAGAAUGCUCCAGGAGAAUCAGGGUGUGUCUGGAAGAGUGUUAACCUGGCAGAUGGGGGAUUUUCCCAAUUUAGUAGUUUCUACAAGUAAGAACGUAAUUUAAAGUGGCAUUUGGACAGUGGCUAAGGUGUUUGAUUGCACUCCAUCUGGGAAAGGAGGUGUAUGAUCUGUCAUCUUAUCCCGUUAGCUGCUACAGAAUCAGUGGAUGGAGCGCUGUGGCUGGCUGCAAGAAGCCUUCCUUUAAAAGCCCAGCUCAGCCAUGAUGCCCACUGAAGCAGCCUUGAGCGGGUCACUCUCUAUCCCUCAGACCUGCCUUCCAGCGUUGGCACGAGGCUCCGUUGGCGAAGGAAAGCUGCAUUACCUUGAGCCUUUGGGCUGGGUGGAGAUGGGGGAAAUUAAAAACAAAAGGGGGAAAAAAAUCAGAGUCUAAUGUGGGAGUCAGGAUUCCAGCUUCAUUCACUCCCUCCUCGCAGUGAAGAAUGUUUCCCUCAGCUGGCAGGAUGGAACUGUUUUGUUCAAUGCAAUCAAGUGUGAAGAGCAGGGGCUGUGUUUGUGGUCAGCCGUUGGUUGUUUUGCUUUGAACAUCGGAAUAGCUGUGCAGCCAAGCAGCUUCGACCCAACGGGGCCAACUUUCCAAACCUUGUCGUCCUUCGUCUGACUUAUAUAAACCCAAACCUUGUAAGACCUCCAGUCGAAGUGGGUAGGGAAGGAGCUGAUCUUUGUUGUCAGCUGCUCGUUUGUGCGAUGGCCGCCAUAGCAAUCACCCCCACCACCACCACCAUUGUGGCCAGCAUGCCAAAGUUUGUCAUCUUUGACCGAGAGUUAAAGUGCCCCUGUCGUACGAUAAGAUCUCGUACACUCCGAUCCUUGCUAAUUGUUGGGUGGGGCAGGAAGACGGCAGGCAUUCAUGCUAAAAUGUCAGGCAAAAAAAGACAAUAGAGCAGUGUUUGGAACAAACGUUGCACUCAUGCCUUCAGCUUCGAAAUCCUCCCAUCUUGAAGAAGCUUGAUGCCGGUUGCUGGCCAAAGAAUCUCAUUGGAAAGAAGCUUCUUUGUUUUCUUACUGCACCCGACUGGCCCGUUGGUUAAGGGUGCAAAUUGGGAAACUGUGUUGAUUGCGCAAAAAAUUGGGCUGUUCCUUUGGUGUUUGUACUUUGAAUCAUUUUUUGUUUUUAAUAAAAUAAAAAAGAAAUCAAGAAUA
This is a messenger RNA of Pogona vitticeps (central bearded dragon), 5965 nucleotides long. The record is from RefSeq and is a predicted model, not a curated record. NCBI's taxonomy places the organism in Eukaryota, Metazoa, Chordata, Lepidosauria, Squamata, Agamidae.